Penicillium brasilianum is the source of this 4869-nucleotide messenger RNA. NCBI's taxonomy places the organism in Eukaryota, Fungi, Ascomycota, Eurotiomycetes, Eurotiales, Aspergillaceae. The record is from the annotation of a GenBank genome assembly.
AUGAACCUGAUGUCAGAUUUCCCGGUCUCCCGUCUGGCAGAGUACCAACAAAAGCCGCCGUUAGAUUCCUCGCACCCAGUCGAAACGGUUGAAGAGAUCGAAAUUUCUCUCAAAGAGAUCUGGGCUGACGUUCUGCUCAGAGGCCCCGAGAUUAUAAAUCGGGAUGAUGGGUUUUUCCAGUCUGGCGGGAAUUCAAUACGCGCCAUGGAACUGGUGUCUGCUGCUCGUAAAAGAGAUCUUCACUUGACUGUUGCGGAUAUUUUCAAUGCUGGCACAUUUUCUGCAAUUGCUGCAUGCAUGAGGCCCAUCUCAGAAGUUCUCUCUCGGGAUUUGCCGCACGAGUAUGUACCUUUCUCCAUGAUGGGGGACGUAUUGAAUCAGCGCAGAACUUUGGCUCUUGCUUCUCAACAAUGCAAUGUGGAGCUAGAUGAGAUUGAGGAUAUUUAUCCAGCUACCCCUUUACAGGAGGGUUUGAUGGCAUUGUCCAUUCAAACGCCAGAUGCCUAUGUUUCCCAGCAUGUAUUCAGUCUUGCCUCUGGUAUUGACCCUCAACGUGUCCAAUACGCCUGGCAGGAGACCAUCAAAGCGAAUGCAAUUCUUCGAACCCGCAUGAUAACUGUCAACACUGGGACAUUGCAGGUUGUUCUACGAAAGGAGAUUGAAAUCUCCUCCGCUCAAGAUCUAGAGCAGUUCCUCUUAAUUGACAGAGGGCAGCUCAUGGGGCUUGGGAAGCCCCUUGUUCGACUUUGCAUGGUUUCGUCCUCAUUCUGUGUACUGACAUUACACCAUUCAAUCUAUGAUGGCGUUUCCCUGCGGCUCAUGAUGGACCAUUUUUACGAAUCAUACCACGGCCUUUCCGUCCCAGUGCCUGCUUUUGCUCCCUUUAUCGCACACAUUCAACGGCAGGAAAAGAAUAAUGAAUUCUGGCGGUCACGCCUUCUCAAUUGCAGUGCACCUAUUUUCCCAGCCCUCCCCGCCGCAGGGUUCGUACCCACCGCGAGCGCGUUCUUGGAGCAUCGUGUCACUGGUAUCCGUCAGAGAAGUGACCACACGACAUCAAACACGAUCCGCCUUGCCUUAUCAAUCCUGAUCUCUCAUUAUACAAACUGUGAAGAUGUUGUCUUCGGAGUUACUGUCAAUGGUCGUGGGGCACCUGUUACCGACAUUGACCGAAUGACAGGUCCAACAUUCUCUACUAUCCCUUUACGCUUCACAGUGGAUCCAGAACAUGACGUUUUAGGGGCACUGAGCCUGAUGCAAAAGGAUGCGGCUGACAUGAUUCCUUUCGAACAAGCUGGACUGCAGUUCAUCCGUCGAAUCAAUGAGGAUACAGAAACGGCCUAUCUGUUUCAGACUCACCUUGUGAUACAACCCUCCAGGGUCAAUGUCUCCAGGGAGGUCCUGGUGCCACAGAGUGGACGUUGCUUGGAUGAUGGGCAAAAUGCCAAAUUUGCCUCGUAUGCACUGCUUGUGGUGUGCACUCUGGAUGAAUCAUGUGAAGCAGUCGACAUCGCACUCAAUUACGAUCCACGUGUCAUGACUGGGGUUCAAGUACAGCGAUUUGUGCAGCAGUUCAGUCAUAUCUUGGUGCAGCUACAGGAUCCUGCUCCCGGACUGUGCCUGGGGCAGAUCCAGUGUAUCAGCCCGGAAGACCUAGCAGAUCUCCGCCGAUGGAACCGAGAUAUUCCAUCUACCUGUGAAAAGUGUCUUCAUGAUAUGAUUUUGGAGAAGUGUGUCUCGCAGCCUUUUGCGCCUGCAGUUUCUUCGUGGGAUGGAGAAUUUACUUACCGUGAAUUGGAACGACUAUCCGGUGCUUUUGCUCAACGGCUGCGAGACUUGUUCGUUACCACCAAUAGCAUGGUCCCUUUCUGUCUUGAUAGGUCCAAGUGGGCUGUCGUCAGCAUCCUAGCCGUUCUUCGAGCUGGUGGUACCUGUGUCUUGACAGACCCAAGCCACCCCCGAGCGAGAGUACAAGGGAUCAUUCGCGAAACUGGCGCCAAAUUGGCCCUGGUAUCCCCCAGACAUGCUAAUAUUCUCGAAGGACUAAGCUGUGCCGCUUUUGCUAUCUCUGACUCCACGUUCGAGAACCUCCCCGAGUAUGAGCCCGAGAUACUUCCAUCGGUCGCACCGGAGGACCCUGCCUUUAUUGUCUUUACCUCGGGUAGCACUGGCAAGCCUAAAGGUAUCAUUGUUGAGCACCGCAACCUAGCCACGUGUGCGAGAGACCAGUAUAGUCCAAUGGGAUACACGCCUGACUGUCGGGUUCUUCAUUUCGCGUCCUAUACUUUCGACUUGAGUAUCUAUGAGACGGUGAUCACCCUCAUAUUCGGAGGCUGUGUCUGUGUUCCGUCCGAGGAGCAACGCCUAACCGAUCUCGCCGGCUGCAUGAAGCAAUAUCGUAUCAACUGGACCUGUCUGACACCCUCGUCAUUACGUCUGUUCCGUCCCGAAGAUGUCCCUGACCUGAAAACAUUCUGCGUUGGCGGAGAGUCACUCACGCAAGCCCACGUGGAUGUUUGGGCAAGCAAGGUCAAGUUCAUUAAUUCUUAUGGGCCAGCAGAGACCUGUUUUUGUACAGCUGGUGUUGUUGAUCCGAAAACAUGGCUGCCGGGUGAUGUGGGUGACAUGUUUGGUGGACUCGCUUGGAUCACAGUGAUCAAUGACCCCAACAACCUUGCCCCCAUUGGAGCUAUUGGAGAACUAGUCGUCGAGGGUCCUGCGGUUGCUCGGGGCUAUCUCAACAACGAAGAGUUAACUCGUGCCGGCUUUAUUGAUGUUCCACCUUGGCUCCAGAAUUGGCGGCCAGGUAAUGAAACGGGCAGGUUGUAUCGGACUGGGGACUUGGUUCGAUAUGGUGACGAUGGAAUUAUCUGUUUCAUUGGGCGACGCGAUACACAGGUCAAGCUGCGUGGUCAACGUGUGGAGCUUAGUGAAGUUGAGUACCACCUCCACCGGUGUUUCCCUGGCGCUCACGAAACCGUGGCGGAAGUCAUUGUGCCUUCGAAUUCUGGAGGGCGAGCCAUUUUGGUCGCUUUUGCUUUCACCGGUGAUGCAUGCGAGAGCCGCUCGGCCACUUGCCUUGCCAUGCCGACUGGAAAGUUCAUGAACGCAGCGUCGAAUGCUCUGGCACAGAUUCGGGCGUAUUUGCCCGUGUACAUGGUUCCCACAGUUUUGAUCCCCCUUGCAACAAUUCCUUUGACUGGAACCGGCAAGAUCAAUCGACGAGAGCUUCGUCACGUUGUGGCUAGUCUUACUCGUGACGAGAUCAACUCAUUUGUCCCGUCCACUGACGAUGAAGAUACCACUUCCAAGCGUCCGCCAGGCAAUGAAGUUGAGCGAAAAUUACACUCUAUCUGCGCUCGUGUUCUCAACAUUGACUUGAAAGAGAUUGGAAUGGACGAUGACUUCUUCCGUCUUGGUGGUGACUCUAUCAGUGCUAUGCAGGUCGCAGCGAAGGCCAAGGCGGUUGGUCUUCCUCUCACUGCGACAGACAUCGUGACCCGCAAGUCUAUCGCUGGCAUGGCACUCUGCAGCGUUCAAUCGUUCCCAGUGGUGAUCCCAGACCAGGAUUCGAAUAUCAUGGCUCCUUUUGGUCUUUCGCCGAUCCAAUCUCUGUUCUUUGACACAAUCCAUGACAAUUACAGCUAUUUCAACCAAAGCUUCUCGCUCCGUCUGUCAGAGAAAGUUGUAGUUGACAAAUUGGAUGCUGCUUUGUGGGCUGUGGUGGCCCAUCACGCGAUGCUUCAUGCUCGGUUUCGCCGUGCUGAGAACGGGGGCUGGGUACAGCAAGUACAAAAUGACAUUCAGGAAUCCUACACCUUGACAUCUCAUUCGCUCCAAUCAACCGCCGGUAUUGGCCAAAUCGUUUCGGAGAGCCAGCAGUCUCUAGAUAUCUUCAGUGGUCCCCUUCUGCGAGCGGACUUGGUCGAAACGGAUGGUGGACAACAACAUCUCUUCCUGGUGGCUCAUCACCUGGUCAUGGAUUUGGUAUCUUGGAGAAUCAUCCUUACCGACCUGGAAGAAGCUCUCCACAAAGGAGGAGAAGUAUCGACAUCGCCGUCUCUUCCCUUCCCAAAGUGGUGCCAAAUGCAAGCAGAAUAUGGCAGGGAAAAUCUAUUGCCGGCAAACGUCUUUCCGUUCGAUCUUCAACCCACUGUGGAAGGAUUUUGGGGAGACGUUGAGAGCAAGAACACCUGGGGAGACAUUGCAACCCUCUCAUUUAACCUAGACAUGAAAACCACAGCUUCUUUAUAUAACGGGAUUACAUGCUUAGAUGGGCUCCAAGCCACUCCUUUGGAGAUCUAUCAUGCGGCUCUUCUGGUGUCCUUUGUUCGCACCUUCAAAUCUCGACCAGCCCCCAACAUCCACUGCGAGGGUCAUGGGAGAGAAGUUUGGGAUUCGUCUCUCGAUCUUUCCCGGACUGUAGGCUGGUUCACCACGAUCUGGCCUUGUCCGGUGCCUUGUGACAGCACGGUAGAUUUGCUGUCAGCUAUUGAAGCUGUCCAUGCAGCUCACGCCAAAAUGCCAUUUCAUGGUUGGGGGUACUUCACUUCUCGCUAUACCAACCCUGAAGGGCAAAAGGCUUUCCAGACACUCGCAACGCCGGAGAUUGUUCUCAAUUACUCCGGUCUCUACCAGCAGUUGGAAAGAAAGGGCGCGUUGCUCCAGCAGGCCGAAGAAUUUGAUGGAACAAACUCAGACAUAAUCAAGUCUGCACGCAGAUUUGGAUUGAUAGAGGUUUCAGUGAUAGUCAAAAAGGGAUGCGUGGAGUUUGACAUAGGCUACAACCGGCACAUGGAAAGGCAAGAGGAUAUCAAGCGCUGGGUGGGGGUGACGCGAGAAUUGCUGGUGGAGAUGGCCGAGUCCUAA